This is a messenger RNA of Polistes canadensis, 1481 nucleotides long. RefSeq lists its product as uncharacterized. NCBI's taxonomy places the organism in Eukaryota, Metazoa, Arthropoda, Insecta, Hymenoptera, Vespidae. The transcript is spliced from 4 exons. The record is from RefSeq and is a predicted model, not a curated record. Bases 233 to 1135 code for a protein of 300 amino acids.
AGUUUUACUUGAUCAGUCAGUUGAUGCAGUUGUCUAUAUAGUCCAGUAAAAAAGAGGCAAACUUACAUUUCUUCUGAUAUAAAGUUAUACAGGGUCCAAGCGCCACACUUAUCCUGGACGACUGUACAAUUACACUCGGUUUGCAAAAGUCUAGUGCUGUGUAUGUUUUGAAUGCUACUUCUACGAACUUCGAACGUGCUUUUCUGAAAAAGAUAUAUUUAGUGAACUAUUUAUGGACAAGAUCGAGAUAUGCAACAUAUGCGAUAAAGCACUGGAGUGUGCUACGUUAAAAGUCGUCGCCGUUAAAAAAAGGGGUCUGAGGUCAUUUGUUGCGAAAAGCAAAGAAAUUGGCGAUAGAAAAUGGAAGAUUUGGAGCAGACAUACCUCGGUUCUCGUGCAUACCGCGUGCCGCAAUAUAUACUCAAAGGCAACAAUCAAAAAUGUGGCCGCAAAAGCAGCAAAACUGAAAGCUUUAUCGACAUCUUCUGCUGAAACACCUAGUACGUCAGCGAGGAUUUCUGAAUCGCCGCUCACGAAAAAUAAAUUCAAUUUCCGUGACUUGUGCUUAAUAUGCGCAAAGCCAUGGAAGGAAAAGAACAAGCAAGGCUCCGUGAUACAUAACGACUAUAUGAAGGUAAAGCUCCUCAAUAUAGCUAAACAGCGAGACGAUGACAUAAGCAUCGAUGUGCAACAUCGAUUGAAAUAUGUCAAUUCUUUAGUUGCUGUGGGCGCACGAUAUCACAACAAAUGUUACGUGCUGUUUUUGCUAAUCCCAACCGACACGUCGAAUCGUACUUCAGAAACAAAAAAUAUGGACUCGGAUUUUCAAUUCAUUGCGGAGCAUAUAAAAAAUUCGCAAAAAGGAACAUUCACAGCAAAUGAAUUACUGUAUCUUAAAGGUAGCAGAUGUUUUUCACAAGAAUUUUUGUAUCGAAAACUGAAAGAAUAUUUUCGAGAAGAUAUCUACAUUUUGCGGCGACAAGGCCAUGUAACAUUGAUCUUAUAUAAAUGCUUCAGUGUGUCCGAUGUAUGUGGAAUAUGGUAUCGUAAUCCGAAUUCCCUCAAUAUCAAGCAGCAAGAAGCAUUAGUAAACGCAGUAACAGAGAUCGUCCGAAAAACUAUCAAGAAUGAAUGAGCAGGAAGACGAUUCCUACAUGGAGUACCAUUUAUAGGUAUGUCCCACCACGGGCACUGGUGUAACCUUGAAGUGGGAGUUGCUGUUACAAUAGGCAGGUAGCUGUCAACAAUCUUCGGAUACUUGUCAACGGAGUGAAACUCCGUGAUCGCAAACAAAUAUCUCUCUCUUUUAGGACAAUGAUUAAAAUAUAUGUCUUAGUUGUUUGUUGCUAUAUUAAAGAAUAAAAUAUUAACUCCAAUUCAAGUAAUAAAUCUUCUUUUAUCUUCGUAAGAUGGUAAAAAUGUAUAGCUUCAAAUAUUUUGUAAUAUUUUAAUUUUCUGUAUAUAAAUAGAAAUUUAGAAAU